Molecule: messenger RNA, 2875 nt
Organism: Tarenaya hassleriana
Lineage: Eukaryota; Viridiplantae; Streptophyta; Magnoliopsida; Brassicales; Cleomaceae
Product: trihelix transcription factor GTL1-like
Exons: 4
Coding region: 508-2343 (611 amino acids)
Source: RefSeq, a predicted model, not a curated record
GUGGGUUUAACAAUUAUUUGCUGCAAAGUUAGAGCACUCUUACACCUCAGCCUCUCUCUCUCUCUCUCUCUCCUCGUCUCCUUCUAUCUAUCAUCAUCCUCGGAAUCCUCAUCUUCGUUUUCUGUGUGACCCAGUUGGAGUAAAAAAAAAAGCUGCAGAGCUGAUCCUGAUCCUUCUCUUCCUUACACCCAUUUCUUCUUUCUCGAUCGAUUUCCUCUAUUCUCUCUCUCUCUCUCUCUCUCGCUGCUUCAUGUUCAUCAAUGAGUUAGGAGGGGAGAGAGAGAGAGGUAGUGCUGAGAAUAGCCGAGGAGGUGUGGAGGAUAUAUAGUUGAGUUAAUCAGGAGGUUCUCCGAUACCCAGCUUCAGUAGAUUCCUGCGGCGGCGGAGGACGGUGAUGAGGUCAUCGGAGUAAUUAACACAGACUGUCGGAAAACCGUCAACUUGUCGGGUUUCGAUUCAUUUCAGCAGGUGGGUUCGGUUCGGAUCGUCAGAUACAUACAGAAUCGGAUGGAUCAAGGAGGAGGAGGAGGUGGCGAAGUGGUGGAAGAGGCAUCGCCCAUCAGUUCCAGACCUCCGGCUAACUUCGAAGAGCUAAUGAGGUUCUCGGCCGCCGAUUACGACGGCGGAGGAAGUUCGUCUUCCGGCAUCAGAUGGCCGAUGGAAGAGACUCUCGCCCUCCUCAGGAUCCGAUCCGACAUGGACUCCAUCUUCCGCGACGCCACUCUCAAAGCCCCUCUCUGGGAAGACGUUUCCAGGAAGCUGUCGGAGCUUGGGUACAAACGCAGUGCCAAGAAAUGCAAAGAGAAGUUCGAAAACGUCCAGAAAUAUUACAAACGCACCAAAGAAGCUCGCGGUGGUCGCCAAGACGGUAAAGCCUACAAGUUCUUCGCUCAGCUCGAGGCUCUUAACGCUGCCACUGCCGCUGCAAACGCAACCGCUCCCUCAACCCUUAACGUCGUACCUCUUUCCGUCGCCAAUCCCAUCCAAACGCCCUCUUCUUCGCCCUUCUCAGCCUUCCCUCCUCCGCCGCCACCCGCCGUCGGCGGAGUCACCUUCUCGUCUCACAGCUCCUCCACGGAUUCUGGCAUGGGGUCUGAUGAUGACGACGAUGACCUGGACAUGGACGUAGACGCUGCCGGUCCGAGCAGCCGCAAACGCAAACGCAAACGCGGACACCGUCAUCGAGGUGGAAGCAGUAGUAACAGCAAGUUGAUGGAUUUUUUCGGUGGUUUGGUGAGGGAGGUGUUGCAGAAGCAAGCCGCCAUGCAAAGGAGCUUCAUAGAGGCUCUCGAGAAGAGAGAACAAGAACGAAUCGAUCGAGAAGAAGCUUGGAAACGCCAAGAGAUGUUUCGCUUGGCUCGAGAGCAAGAGCUCCUCGCUCAAGAUCGAGCCGCGUCCGCUUCUCGCGACUCGGCCAUCCUCUCUUUGAUUCAGAAGAUCACAGGCCACACCAUUCAGUUACCACCGCCACCGCCGCAGCUCUGGCCGCCACCUCCGACUGCGGCCGCCGCAAAGCCGGCUCCACCUCCAUUUCGGAAGAUGAAACACACACAUCAUCAGCAUUCACGAGCUUCAGAAACGCACAAUGUUCAAUCUCAGUCACCACCUAUAAUGGCUAUUCCUCAACAGCAGAUUCCUCCCCAGAUGCCGGAAAAACACCAUGAUCAAGUGGGUGGAAGCUCUGAUCCGGCAUCAUCUCGGUGGCCAAAGGUCGAGGUUUUUGCGCUCAUAAACCUGCGGAGUGGCUUGGAACCACGGUACCAAGAAGCAGCGCCUAAGGGUCCUCUAUGGGAAGAGAUUUCAUCGGCAAUGAAGCGGAUGGGAUACAACAGAAGCGCGAAGAGGUGCAAAGAGAAAUGGGAGAACAUAAACAAAUACUACAAGAAAGUGAAAGAGAGCAACAAGAAACGCCCUGAAGACGCCAAGACUUGCCCUUACUUCCACCGCCUCGAUGCUCUCUACAGCAAGAAAGAUCAAACCUCAAGUCCAUUUUCGACGUCCAGAACGCCAGAAAGCGUUAAAGUUCAAACCCAUUUGUCAGCUUCGAUUUCUGAUCAGAAGAGAAAGGAAGAACACAUGGAGGAGAGUACACAAGAGGGUGUUUUCAGGGAAGGAGGAGCGGAAAAGCCAGAAGACCUUGUGAAGGAGAUGGAGCAGCAAGAACAAGAAAAACAACAAGAACUAACGAUAGGUGAGUAUGAGAAAGUUGAGGAGCCACUAAGUUUUGACUUGGAAGCAGACGAGGAUGAUGAGAAGAUGGCUUACGAGAUCGCGUUUCAGAAUACAGCAAACAGAGGAAGCAGCGGUCACUCCGAGCCAUCGUUCUUGACAGUGGUUCAGUGACAGAGAGACCGAUCCGAAGCGACCAAAGACAGCUCCUUUGUCUGAAACGGUCGCGGCCAGAAGAACGAUGUACCAUAUGUAGUUAUGUGUGCAUAGCCCCAAACACAACAGAGACAUACACUCCCUGACAUUAGAGAACUGAAAUCAAAGGGUGCCCAUCUUUGAUUCAGACAAUACAGUUUUUCUUUUUUUACUUUCACCCACUUCAAAUUUCUCACAUUCUUUUUACCCAUUUCCACGGUAAAACCCCACUGUUUCAUGUUGUUUCUAUUCAUUGUUCUUCUUCUUCCAACAGUACCAGUACACCCAUCUCUCUCUCUCUCUCUGUGUUCUUGUUUCCAUCAACUGUCUUAGUUCAAGGUCUUGUCUUUUUUCGUUGGUUCGGAAUUCAUCUUCAAGAUUUGUUUAUUGGUUGGGGAAUAAAGGGGUCUUUUUUUUUCCUCGAGGUAAAAACAGGUGAGAAUUCAUCUCCAUGUUGACUGCUGUUCUUGUAAAUUUUUGUUCCUUGUUAUUAUGUGCUUUCUGCUCUGAA